Molecule: messenger RNA, 1955 nt
Organism: Aspergillus vadensis CBS 113365
Lineage: Eukaryota; Fungi; Ascomycota; Eurotiomycetes; Eurotiales; Aspergillaceae
Product: putative nuclear envelope protein Brr6
Exons: 3
Coding region: 458-1813 (451 amino acids)
Biological process (GO): lipid homeostasis; nuclear envelope organization
Cellular component (GO): nuclear envelope; nuclear membrane
Source: RefSeq, a predicted model, not a curated record
AUUGGAUUAGUCCCUUAAUUGUGCUGUUCGAAUGGAAGUAGCCAGCCAUUCAUUCGUUUGGCGAUCAUAAUUACUGACUGUCAGGCUAUUAAUAGGACAACUGCGACCGUGAGGUGCAUCUGGGCGAUUGCUGCACGUCACAGUCCAGCACUGUCUGCAGCCGCAUGCAAUUUAAUACGACUUGGAUAUCGACUUCAUUACAUUAAGCCCACUUUAAAUAAAUUACUAUAAAACAAAAGGAAGAUCGUGUAUAUCACUGCGACUGCCACGGGUGGCAUUUGGACUCCAGUCGUUGCUCGGCGGCGAGUCUGGAUUGUUUACCAAAACAAAAAAGACAGGAAUCGGAAAAGUCCGCAUCUCCGAUCUUCCUUCUCAUCACCCUUCAUUGUCGUCACAACCACUUCAUCUCCACCAACCAUCUUCAUUCUUCAUUCACUUCGUCGUCACCAUCCUCAAGAUGGACAAACGAACGGCGGAGAGUCCGAUGGACUUUGAAUGGCAGACAAGGGCCCCCGGAGAUGUGACCUCGCCCUUUUACCAGCUCAGCAUGCAGCAUGACAAUCAGAAGAAACGCCCUCAUAGCAUUUUCGAUUCUCCAGAGAAGAAAACGAUGCCCGCUCUGCGAGAGCCCAACUCCCAGCCCUUCCUCUUCUCCCAGACCAAGACGCAGCAACCCCCCGCGACUCCGAAGCCGUUCUUUAACCAGUCAGCAUUCAUGACGCCUCGCAAAUUCGAUGUCGACUUCUCGUCCGGCGCCGAGAACAUGUCUUCCCCCGAACACGCAGACAACGAAGAUACCCCCGAGCAACCGAAAGCCCAUCGGAACUCGCUGUUCAGCAUGUACGGACGGUUCGCGCCGAGCCCUGGUCGCGGCGAGAUACCCCGCGUGAGCCACUACUCCAACGCGUUGGCACGACGGGUACAGAAGAGACGGCGGAGGGACAAGGCGCUGGAUCUACAACUACGAAGGGACAGUGACGAUGAGAGUGACCGACCAAGCAGCAGUGAGCUCAAGCCAACCAAGCAAAGACAGAAGCCGGGACCAGGCCAGCCGGAGACGACUCAAACGGGAUCACGUCUGACUUCAUUCUCAGAUUUCUUUGCUCUGCUGGAAGCACAUCCGAAUGUCCCUAGCAUUCUGUCUUGGUGGGCGCAGUUGGUGGUGAACCUGUCGUUGUUCUCGCUUGCGGUAUAUGUGGUCUUUGGGUUCGUGUCAGCGAUCCGGGCAGAAUUCGAGCAGGCGGCCGAGGAGGUGUCGGAUACGAUCCUGGCUGAAAUGGCGGCAUGCGCGAAGAGUUACGUCGACAAUCGAUGCGCAGGAGGGGAUAGACUGCCGGCCUUGGAAAGCGUGUGUGAAAACUGGGAGCGAUGCAUGAACCGGGAUCCGGCCAAGGUCGGGCGGGCUAAGGUGUCGGCGCAUACGAUGGCUGUAAUCAUCAACAGCUUUAUCGACCCUAUCAGCUGGAAGGCGAUUAUGUUUUUCCUUGCUACGAUUUCGACCGUCACCGUUGUCAGCAACUGGUCCUUCCGUUCCUUCAGAAACCGCCUCAACCAACACGAUUAUUCUGCGCCCCCUAGCUAUUCUCGACAGUCGUCUGCACAGCAUCACCCGUCGCUUGCGCCGCCUCAAUACCCCUACCAGCAUAACUCGAUUGGAUACAUGGGAGCGCCGAAUCAGGGGGCUACAGGGUUUGAGAAGCCAGAGGCGCCGCUCAUGCUGGAGCAGGCCGCGACCAAGGACUUUGUAUCUGAGCGGACUCGCGAGCGGGAAUCUCGUAUGCGUACGCCGAGUCCAUCCAAGCGGAUGAGGUAGGCAUAUUCUACACUUUGUGGCAUCAGCGGGAGACGGAGUUGCACAGGCACUGCAUUGGGCGGAAUGAAAAGACUGGACUGGAGUUGAUUGGAUUUUACUGUUCGUGUAUAUACGUAAUAACAUUGACCAUGCUGUCACCUAC